AAAAAAAAAAGUAAUGUUUUGUGAGGAGGGAGGACCUCCAGCCCUGCCCCGGCCCGCGGAGCCCCGCGGGCGGCGAGGACCCGGCCCCGGCCUCGGUCUCGGCCCCGGCCCGGCCCUCCCGGCGCAGUGCGCAGGCGCCGGGCGGCGGGGGGCCGUUCCCCUGGCAACGGCCGGGCCCGGGGCGGGCGGGCGGCCGCAGCCUGAGCGGGGCCUCGCCGCCCGCCGCGGCAGCGCUGGAGCGGGGAGAGCCCGGAGAGCGGGCAGGCGGCGGCGCGGGGCCCGGCGGGGGAUGGGGGCCGUCCCCCCCCGCCACCAUGCUGCUGGGCAGGAAGCCGGAGGCGCCCCUCGGUUCAGGUUUGGAGACGGAUUAUAUGACUCCUACAUGAGGAUAGAUCAGAUCAGGUACCAAGAGCCUACAAAUGAAGAACACAGCCCUCCAGGACUUCCGUCCCUUGGAAGAUCUAAUGUUUCUAGCAACAAACUUGCAAUGAAGGAUCUCCCUCUGGCUGGAAGUCAGGUCAAAGUGGAGCAAUUAUUUGAGGACUCUGGCAACAGAAGGAGUAGCACUCUUCAGUCUGCAGGAAUUACUGGUUCAGAAAGACCUCUUCCUUCCCUGACAAAAGAUAAAAGCAUAGAGAGUGUAAGCACUUCUAAAGGUGGUGGUAGUUCCUCAAAAGCACAUAAAGCCAUUUCCCAAGCUCCAGAGCAAGCUGUCAAACAGUACAAACAUCAGUUAUCUGCUUAUGAGCAGCAGGAGAUAUUUAAUUUUUCUGAAAUUUACUUUGUGGGUCCAGCAGCAAAAAAGAGACAAGGAGUUAUUGGUGGUCCCAACAAUGGAGGUUAUGAUGACGACCAAGGCAGCUACAUUCACGUGCCCCACGACCAUCUUGCUUACCGGUACGAAGUACUCAAAAUCAUUGGCAAGGGCAGUUUUGGACAAGUUGCUAAGGUCUACGAUCACAAACUCCACCAACACUUAGCCUUAAAGAUGGUUCGCAAUGAAAAGAGAUUCCAUCGCCAAGCAGCGGAAGAAAUCCGGAUUCUGGAGCAUCUGAAGAAGCAGGAUAAAACGGGCAGUAUGAAUGUUAUUCACAUGCUGGAAAGCUUCACCUUUCGGAACCACAUCUGUAUGACCUUUGAACUCUUGAGUAUGAACCUUUAUGAGCUGAUUAAAAGAAAUAAGUUUCAGGGCUUCAGCAUCCAACUGGUGCGCAAGUUUGCUCACUCUAUAUUGCAGUGUUUGGAUGCCCUUUAUAGAAACAAAAUCAUACACUGUGACUUGAAGCCAGAAAAUAUCCUCCUAAAACAGCAAGGGAGGAGUGGAAUCAAGGUUAUAGAUUUUGGGUCCAGCUGUUUUGAGCACCAAAGAGUCUACACAUAUAUUCAGUCUCGAUUUUAUCGGGCACCAGAGGUGAUUCUGGGAAGUCGCUAUGGGAUGCCCAUAGACAUGUGGAGUUUUGGCUGCAUUCUGGUGGAGCUGUUGACUGGAUAUCCUCUUUUUCCUGGAGAGGAUGAGGGAGACCAGUUGGCUUGCAUGAUGGAACUUCUUGGAAUGCCACCUCAGAAGCUUUUGGAUCAAUCCAAGCGAGCCAAGAACUUCAUCAGCUCUAAGGGUCAUCCUCGCUACUGCAUUGUAACUACGCAUGCAGAUGGAAGAGUGACCCUUAACGGGAGUCGAUCGCGCCGGGGUAAAAUACGAGGCGCUCCAGGGAACAAAGACUGGGUGACGGCACUGAAAGGCUGCGACGAUCCCUUGUUUAUAGAGUUCUUAAAAGAAUGUCUCAGCUGGGAUCCUUCCGCACGCAUGACUCCGAGUCAAGCUUUGAGGCACCCUUGGAUUUGUAAACGAACGCCCAAACCACCCAGCACUGAUAAAACCUCCAAUAAACGGAUUUCUAGCUACACAAGUUCUUUCACAGGAAUAGGUUCCAAGUUGCCUCCCGUAGUUGGAGUAGCGAACAAGCUGAGGGCUAAUUUAACAUCCGACUCCAAUGGCAGUAUACCUCUAUGUACUGUGCUGCCCAAACUGGUCAGCUAAUAGGGAAUUAUGUAUUUCCAGAAUACAUACCUUGUAUUUUAAUUGUUUGUUAAUAAUGUGUAAGGAAGUUAAAUGCAGAGGUUUUUAACGGAUUUACUUUUUAUUAGAGGCUACAUCUUGAAUUAUACAAAGUUCAGUCAACACGUACGCGUUUAAAGGGCUAACUUUUAUCCAGUUGUUUCACUCACAACGUGGUGCAUAUUACAUUACUGGGUAGGUCAGCUCAGCUGUUGAGUAAAAUGACAGUUUGGCAGACGUGCUAUUUAAUAAUGCUCUUUUAGAAAUCAGACUGUUUUUUAUCAGGACAGUUCAAGAGAUUCUUUUGCUUAAGACAGCAAGGGAAAUUGAUUUAAAAGACAUUUUCAGUUAAUCGCCAACUGAACUCUGUUUAUUCUGGGGAGAGCUUUUACACCCAUUGUCAAAAGCACAAAUGCAUUAAUGUAAUGCAUUAGGAACUUACUUGCAAAUUGCUAGCUUAUGUUUGAAGAAUUUUUUUUUCUCUGCACUGCUUUUCCCUUAACUUUCCUGGCUGAGAUUUUUAAAAACACCAUGGGAUGUAGACACCGACAAAAUUUGGUGUUGAGAUUUUAUUGCUUGAUUCCCUGCCCCCCCUCCCAAGGAGCAUAGAAAUGCCACGGAACACAGGAUAUAUUGAAAUAAAACUACUAACUUCUGUGCACUUGCUAUUUCCCUUAAGAGCCUGGUAGGGGAAUUCAAGAUCAGGACUGCUCCAUCACAAGUGUGGGCCAGUUUGUUAAGGGCUAAUGAAUCAAUUAUAUGUUUCUUUGGAGCUCAGAUUUAAAUCAUCUGUUCUGCCAGGGGUUUGUGUGUUUGCUUGUUUUCCUGUGUUGUUCCCAAGACAAAAGUGUUAACCGUAAAGAGCUCUUUCAUAUACAUGUUUGAGAUUCUGCUCAUUUAAAUUUUUUUUUGUGUGUAGAGUGAAUUCCAUUUAAUUAAAUGGAGCUCUUUUAAUAAAAAGCAAACAUGCCGCCCCUGUCAGCCAAGUAGAAGUUUGCAAGGCCCAGGACUGUAACUAGGAAAUGGGGGCGGAGGGGCACACCUAAUAAUUGGAAGCGUGCCCUGAAAUCUAAGCAUAAUCUGUGAAAUACCAGGAAAGACUAGGAAGGUGCAUGAACUGGGGGAGCCAAAUCAAAAUACGUUACAGGAAGAAUAGUUUUAUUUCUGAUCAUAUUCCUUCAGGUCUUUGGGAGAGAGUUGCCUACGUUUUUCUCAUUCUUGAAAUAUGUGAGCUUGUAUUUCCUCUUCCUUUAUCCUCCAAGAACAUGAAAAGGUGGUGUGACCUGUAAUGGCAACAGCACAACUCGUUCGGGUUGUUACUUCUUGCGGCCACGUGGCUCGAGUCCAUUUACAGAAACAUCUGAUCUCUUGCCAGGUGCCUGAACACGAUUUUAAAUACAAUUUAGAGCUUUUAUGAACAGAAGGUUUUAAAUUUAAUGAGUUUCUCUGCAGCAGGCUUUUGGUGUUAAAACAAGAGACUCCCAGUAUACAAACAAAGGAGUUAUCAGGGUGAUUUUUAAGAUAAGGUGACCACAUCUUCAACACAAGACCCUCCCUCUGAGAAGAUGGGGCUGCGUUUUCUCCUCUGCUCUGUUUAAUCACAGCAGUGGUGAAACACUGGGCGGAGGCCUGUACAAAAAGUCAAACAGACAGAGCCAAAGCUCCAAACUUUCCAGGAUUCUUGUUUAAACCAAGGCUCUCGUGUACUUGGCUUUUCUGAGUUCUUUUAUUUCACAAGUGUAAAUUCAACAAGCUUAGUAAUAAUAUUAAAAUAACAGUCUAGCCUUUAUCCAUGCAGCUACAAGUAAUACCAGCGUGUAUGGUAUGUUCAUGGUUGACUUCAUAAUGAUGCAUGACUGGUAUUUUUUAUUUUGCUCGGCUGAGUGAAGUUUUAUUUGAAUGGAGCAUCAGGGAAGUGGAUUUUUGGGUGAAGCAGCAGAAGAUACCAUCGAUUUUAGUAGAAUCUCCAAUAGAAUUGGCAUGUUUUCAGAGCCAGAAACAUUCUUCUUCCUCCUCUGCCCUUUACUCUAUGCAUUUUUUUACAAGUGAGGAGAAAAAACCUUUCAGGAGCAAUAGCUUGUUAGGAAAGAUGUGUAGAAAAGCACCUUACGUAGAGACUGUAAAGUGAUGGUAGUGUCUGGAGCCUGGCAGAAGGCAGUGGGGUGUUGGGGUGCUAGGAGCUGUACAAACAGGUCUUCUCUUAGGAACACAGAGGAGUGUCUUGGUUCUAAACCAUUUUCAUCUGUAAAAUGCCAAAUGUAGAAUAAUCAUUCUCCGGUGGCUUCUGGGAAGUGGUUACUAUGAGGUAACUUCUAAUCUAACAGCCUCUGGUGUACACACAGUAAUCUCACUUAGGGCUGGUGCUGUAAAACUGCAGAUAAAGUAAUUAGCUGGCAAGAACAUUGCUUUUUAUCUAGAAAAUGUGUUCAGCAUGACCUGACUGCACAAGGUUCCUGUUAUGAGACGAGCAUGUUUAAAAGUGGAGCUUACUUACUUGGGACUUCCAUGUUUUAAGAUCAAGUGCAUAGUGAACUGUCUUGCUGGGUUGUCUCAUAGUAGGUGAGAAGGAAAAGGAAGCAGCCUCAGCAGAGUUUUACUUUUAUAUAAGUAAAGUUACUUCUUCAUAAACCAGGGAAUAGAGCUGAGAAUAUUUUUGUCUUGUUUCCAGCUACUAAGCCCCAUUUUCUUUAUAAAAUGCUUGCUUUCGGUGAAUAGUGCGACACAGUAUUCCCAGACUGGGAGAGCCCUCCAAGAGAGCUAACAAAUCUCCUCUCUGGGGGAGAGCUGAGGAAUCGUCCCUGCGAGCACGUGGCGUGCCGAGGUCCCUGUGAAUUAGCGCAGGGGCUGCCCACGGGCACGCGCGGAGGGUUGGGCUGCGGCGCUGGGCGGUGUCGCUCAUCAAGGGCGGGGGCGGUGGCUGUCUUCGCUGAGGUACAGUCAAAUCCCAAAUUCACGCUGUCUUCCUUGGAAAGCUAAAGACUACUGAGGUCUGAAAUUGCCAGAAGUCCAUCAUUUUCAUUAGUUGUGGUACUGUUUGGAAUGUUAAAAGUUGUCUGAAACUAAACUUGUCUAAAUAGAUUAACAGAACAGCUUUUCUUUGUGCGGUAACUCUUUGCUUUGCAAGUUUGUUAAUCUGCCAGCACUAGUGAGAUUCCACUGGAACUUCAGUCGUGUGCUUGUAGGAAGUUAGCACAGAACAAAUGCAAAUCACUUGGGUUUACAGCAAAACAGACACUGCAUUUAUAAAAGUCACUUAAACUUGUUUUAAAAUGUUCCUUAUAACGUUCCCUCUGUUUUACUACACUGUCAGUCUCUGUAUUGUAAAUAACAUGCUGAGUUUAUUGUCUGCAUUGUCACCUGUUGGGUUUUGCGAUAUUUUAUAUAAAUGAACGACAAGGCACGAGCAUCACAUCCAACGGAUACACGUUGCUUUUACACGGGGGUCCAAAUAUUUUCCGCAUGUCCAAGCGGCAGGGGGGAGACUUGUUUUUAUUUGAACUCAGUGGGACAGUGAGGUGCGCUGCUUCCCCGCAGAACCCGGUACCGCAGGCAGACGCCUGCCCGGGCUGCGUUUAGUUCUUUACAGGUUUGAUCUUACUAACGCCAGCUGCUGAAUGGGAAGCUUGUUUCGCAACAGUGACCUGAUGAUAGAGAUCUGCACACAACAGAUACUCUUCGCUAGAGUUUUUUUUGAUCCUUCCCAUCCAGCUUGAAUAGGAACUGGAGUUGUCCGGUAACGUAAGAAUUUAGAGCAGACUAACUGGAAAGCUUUCGGGUGGCUCUUGUGGAAGAGUGAGCGUGUUGCUCAAUCUGAAAUUGUUUACAACCGCUGUGACCUGUGAGGACUUUCAUGCAGCUGAAAGCUUUUUAAGCAGCAGUUUAUCAGUAGAGGUUCUUUGCAAUGGUUGUCCUCUUUAAAACUACCUCCGAAAUAAACCUCGGGUCCUUUUUAAAGGGGUAUUCACUGCAGACUACAGCUCUUUUUUUUUUUUUUUUUUUUUCUUGUUUAAUACUAAUAGCUGUUUUGGCUGUGAAACAUGUACAUGUUGAUCUCGGCAAUGUCUUGCUAAUCCUAGCCAUACAAGCAAACAGCUGAAUCUGCACGCAGAGAUCUCUGCUGAAAUGAUUGAUACAAAUCCCCUGCCUGCCAAAGUUUAAUAGUGGUGUGGAAGGGGAGAGCCAAAAUAAUACGGAAAGAUCCGCGGCACUUCCCUGCGGUACCCAGCUGAGAUGCAAAACCAGCUGCGCUGACGGACUUUUCCUUAAUGAAAAAACCUGCAGCUUUUGCAUGUGUUGAGCACUCGGAGCUGUGGGUACCUGGCGGUUGUGAAAGCUGGACCUCACGUUUUUAUACUUAGUGUUUAUCGCAGAUACCACUUGAUGGCGGGGUUUUUGGAGGGAGUUUUUGGUUUUGGUUUAAUUUGAUGAGGGUUUGGGGAAACGUAUACGCUUCAUACUUCCCAUAAAAGCCCUUGCGUGUUCUAAAACUCCACUGAUAUCUUACAAUUUUUUAACUCCCACCAUAACACGUGAAAUCCUUGGGUCAUCAGAGCAGUCUUGGAUAGGUGAACAUUGUCCCCGCGCUCUGAGGGUGCGGAGACUUUAAUCCAAAUACAGUUCUCGCAGACGGGGUAAGUAGGUCAGUAAGUCUGUGUCGCUAAAAAAAUAACCCAUGUUCCCUAUACAUAGUACUGUGCCUUAUUAUUUUACCAGCCUACAUCUGUCUCGGUGCAAUCAAAUUUCUAUUCAGGGUUUCUUGUACAUUGCAGACGUUCACACUAAAUGUCGAUGUCUAAAGGUUAGCCUUUUUAUGAUAAAUGUUGUGAUGAGGUGUAAUGUGGUGGAGAAUGUAGAAGACAUAUAAGGUGCAUGUGAAUAUAAUGCUCUGUGAAGGAACACUUUGGAAAUAAGUCAGUCUCAAACUAUGUAUCUCAAUGUAAUGAACAGAUAUUUCCUAAAGUUGUAUUUCAGUUCAUUUUUAAAAGAAAAUAAAUGCGUAAUUUUCUUUAGCAA
This is a messenger RNA of Phalacrocorax carbo (great cormorant), 7069 nucleotides long. The record is from RefSeq and is a predicted model, not a curated record. NCBI's taxonomy places the organism in Eukaryota, Metazoa, Chordata, Aves, Suliformes, Phalacrocoracidae.